Molecule: messenger RNA, 2397 nt
Organism: Parascedosporium putredinis
Lineage: Eukaryota; Fungi; Ascomycota; Sordariomycetes; Microascales; Microascaceae
Source: the annotation of a GenBank genome assembly
AUGUCGGCAGGGCCUCACUUGUGGCGGCGAGAGCUCCGCGUGUUGUGGAGUGUAUUCUUCGCGGCGACGACGUUUCCUUUCGAUUCUCGCGAGCGCCUGCGCGCCUUUAAUCCGCCCGAUACGAGCCCGGCGUUCCUUUUCCUCCUUCUCUUCAACUCUCGCCCUUCUUUUUGCUUUCGACGACGAGACGAAGUUGCCUUUGACGACGACGAGAUUUCCAACGGUACGAAAUGGAAAUCUAAGGAAACGGUCAAGCGAUCACGAACACGAAAGCAAGCCCUCGAUCUUUGGCCAAUAUCUACGCUCAUUGACUAUAAUUGUCAAGAUAUACUUCCCCGCCACGUCAAGAGACAGUUUAUCAACUCGACCUCGACCCAACAGGACACCUUCCCUCCUGUGACGGAGCUUCCCACUGAGACCGAGCUGCCCAUCGAGACGGCAACCCCCGAGAAUGAGGAUGAGGAUGAGUCUUCGACGGAGGCCGGAGAACCCACUGUCGAGGUACCCGUCGACACCAUCACCGAGUCGCUCGCCGAGUCGGAGUCCAUCAUCGACAUCAUCACCGAGUCCCUGGCUGAGUCGAGCUCGUCGCCCGAGCUUGUGCGUGACACCUCGGAUAUCCUAACUCUCUCGAUCCCGACAACCAUUCUAGUGACCACCACGCCUCCUCCUUCAGCCAGCCCGCCCGAGACUAUUGUCCAGCCUACCCAAGCGAGCGAGGCCGAGGAGACGGAGCCGGAGGAGACUGAAUCUGCUCCCGAAGAGACUAUCAGCACCCCCGCCACCGAGGAGGAGGAAGGCACUGAAGUCGCCCCCGUUCCCGUUCCCGAGACGACCAAGACCUCGACAAGCUCUGGUAUCGUCAUUGCUCCCGGCGGUGUUGUGACGGAGGAAUCGAGCUCUGCCGCCCAAGUCGAGACCACCACUUCGGCGGCCGCUCCUACCACGACCACGACCAAGGAGGCUACCAAGCCCGAGGAGACCGAGGAGAAGCCCGAGGAGAAGCCGGCUGAGGAGACGACUACCGAAGGCGCUGUCGUUGUACCCGCUGAUUCCACAACCACCACUCCUCCUGCCGACCCUACCACCACGGCCAAGGUCGAGACCGUCACUCCGCAGGAACCCGAACCCACCGAGCCUCCUGUUGUUGUGGUGCCUACGACCACCACCAGCAAGGGCAUCAUUGAUGGAGUGGUGGAUCCUAUUGAGUCGAUCAUCUCGAGCAUCGUCAACCCCGAUCCUCCGGCCAACACUACCACGGAUGUCGUCAUCCCCAACCCGACGCCUACGGACGAGCCCGUCACCGUGACUCCCCAGGAGCCCAAGCCUACCGACCCUCCCGUGGACCCUUCGCCGACCGAUCCCCCGUGGACCCCACGGAGCCCGACACGACGACGACGUCGGAUGAACCCGUCACGACCCCUCCCCCGGCAACACGACGGUUUCGGAGCCUCCCGAGGAGCCGACCACCGUGGUGCCCCUCCCGUGGCGGACACGACGACUUUUACUAGCGUGCCCGCGGCGAGCACGGUGAUUGGCAAGGAUGCCUGGCUUGGUACCAAGCUGGCUGCAGACGACGCGACGGCGACUGCCAACUCGGAGCUCCCGGCGCCUACCAACGGCGAGGAGCUUCCUGCGGGCAUGCCCAAGACGAUUGAUGCCUCGGAUGAUGUUGUGACGCAACCAGCGGGCACGACGUUGAUCCGCAUCGUGUUUGACCGCCGUCUCCACUACGAAUUCGUGGCGGAGAACUUUACUGCUGCCCAGCAGAUCUUUACUUUCCUCCCGCAGGUGAUCUCGUACGGCGAGGGCAUCGACGAGAAGGACAUUCGCAUGUUGCGAUUGGUGCCGAUCGAGACCAAGCAGAAGAAGGGAUGGAUCACGACGUCGGCGCUGGCCGAGGGUGAGGCGAGCAACAGCGACGCCUCGGGCGAGCCCGGUGGCUCUCCCUUCACCAACAGCGACCCCGACAGCAACGCUGGCGAGGAGCAGUCUCCGUCUCAAAAGGGCGCGACUGUGGGUAUCGCCUUUGGCGCGGUCAGUAUUGCGGUAGCGUACGGCGCGGCCAUGUUCCUCGUCGCGCGUCGGUACAAGCGCAAGAAGCAGGCGCACCGCCGAGCGAGCUCCGUUACCGAAGUUACGCACUCGGACAUGCGGUACAGCGGGUCGGGCAGCCCCGCGGCAGCUAUGAUGGGUGGCGCCCUCCUGAGCCGGGACUUCUCCAGCUACGGCGGCGUUGCUGGUGGAAGGAAAGCCACGGCAGCGGACGCAGCGGCGCGGGCAACUCGGGCCGCACCGCCUACAUCUCGGCGCCUGUUGCGGCGGAGAACUCUCUCGGAUGGAACUAAAACAGGUCUCAAAAGAGUUUUUGUGACUCGCCUCGAAACCCUCCCUUGA